AUGAUUAUUGAUAUCCAUUUAGAAGUUUUAGACGAAUGUCAAAAAGGGGACACCAAACUGGUUCAGGAGGACUUCCUUGCCAUUCUUGUUCAAGAAUUUAUGGGAAGGGAAUUCAUAAAAGAAGACUUUGUUCCUAAGGAACAACUUUCUAUGGUUGAUGUUCCUAAGGAACAGGUUCCAAGUUCAGAUUCCGUGUUUUAG
Messenger RNA from Plasmodium coatneyi, 201 nucleotides. Its product is annotated as SICA antigen. Bases 1 to 201 code for a protein of 66 amino acids. The record is from RefSeq and is a predicted model, not a curated record. The transcript has a single exon. NCBI's taxonomy places the organism in Eukaryota, Apicomplexa, Aconoidasida, Haemosporida, Plasmodiidae.